AUGAGUGACGCUACAGAAAUCCUAAAAUCAGUCCAGAUAGGUUUAAAUGUCGUCAUAUUUCUUCUGAACACUGAUCGAGGCCUACAAGCGACUGAGUUAUGCAAUGAAUGUGUGAUUCUACUUCAAAACCUUGACUCUGGUAGUCACCUUGAUACCUCCGAUGUACUAUUCAAUGCGUACUAUGCCAUCUCUGGUUACACGGAUGCGAGAAGACAUGCCACCAAACUUCUUGACACAUUUAACCAGGCUUGGAGACUAAACAUAGAACUAGGGGACAAAUAUGAAGCACAAAGCCGGUUUGUAGAGGCAAAGCAACUCUUUAAAUGCGCACUCACCAUCUUGAAAACAACAGGUCACAGAAGAAAAGAAGCACAGACUAAUGCGAGACUUGGAAAUGUCUAUAAUAGCCUCAGUAAAUAUCAGAAUGCUAAAGAAUAUCACGAGAAAGCUCUUGCCAUCACUAUAGAAAUUGGCGAUAGACGAGGAGAAGGAAGAACAUACGGGAACCUCGGAAAUGUGUUUCAUUCCCUUGGCGAAUAUCAGAAUGCUAAAGAAUAUCACGAGAAAGCACUUGCCAUCGCGAUAGAAAUUGGCGACAGACGAGGAGAAGGAAGAAGAUACGGGAACCUCGGAAAUGUGUUUGAUUCCCUUGGCGAAUAUCAGAAUGCUAAAGAAUAUCACGAGAAAGCACUUGCCAUCGCGAUAGAAAUUGGCGACAGAGAAGUAGAAGGAACAGCUUACGGGAACCUCGGAAAUGUGUAUCAUUCCCUUGGCGAAUAUCAGAAUGCUAAAGAAUAUCACGAGAAAGCACUUGCCAUCGCGAUAGAAAUUGGCGACAGAGAAUUAGAAGGAACAACAUACGGGAACCUCGGAUAUGUGUUUCAUUCCCUUGGCGAAUAUCAGAAUGCUAAAGAAUAUCACGAGAAAGCACUUGCCAUCGCGAUAGAAAUUGGCGACAGAGCAGUAGAAGGAACAACAUACGGGAACCUCGGAAAUGUGUUUCAUUCCCUGGCGACAGAGAAGUAGAAGGAACAACAUACGGGAACCUCGGAAAUGUGUUUCAUUCCCUUGGCGAAUAUCAGAAUGCUAAAGAAUAUCACGAGAAAGCACUUGCCAUCGCGAUAGAAAUUGGCGACAGACGAGGAGAAGGAAGAACAUACGGGAACCUCGGAAAUGUGUUUCAUUCCCUUGGCGAAUAUCAGAAUGCUAAAGAAUAUCACGAGAAAGCACUUGCCAUCGCGAUAGAAAUUGGCGACAGACGAGGAGAAGGAACAACAUACGGGAACCUCGGAAAUGUGUUUCAUUCCCUUGGCGAAUAUCAGAAUGCUAAAGAAUAUCACGAGAAAGCACUUGCCAUCGUGAUAGAAAUUGGCGACAGAGAAGGAGAAGGAAUAGCAUACGGGAACCUCGGAAAUGUGUUUGAUUCCCUUGGCGAAUAUCAGAAUGCUAAAGAAUAUCACGAGAAAGCACUUGCCAUCGCGAUAGAAAUUGGCGACAGACGAGGAGAAGGAAGAAGAUACGGGAACCUCGGAAAUGUGUUUCAUUCCCUUGGCGAAUAUCAGAAUGCUAAAGAAUAUUACGAGAAAGCACUUGCCAUCGCGAUAGAAAUUGGCGACAGACGAGGAGAAGGAACAACAUACGGGAACCUCGGAAAUGUGUUUCAUUCCCUUGGCGAAUAUCAGAAUGCUAAAGAAUAUCACGAGAAAGCACUUGCCAUCGCGAUAGAAAUUGGCGACAGACGAGGAGAAGGAAGAAGAUACGGGAACCUCGGAAAUGUGUUUCAUUCCCUUGGCGAAUAUCAGAAUGCUAAAGAAUAUGACGAGAAAGCACUUGCCAUCGCGAUAGAAAUUGGCGACAGAGAAGUAGAAGGAACAACAUACGGGAACCUCGGAAAUGUGUUUCAUUCCCUUGGCGAAUAUCAGAAUGCUAAAGAAUAUCACGAGAAAGCACUUGCCAUCGCGAUAGAAAUUGGCGACAGAGCAGUAGAAGGAACAACAUACGGGAACCUCGGAAAUGUGUUUCAUUCCCUUGGCGAAUAUCAGAAUGCUAAAGAAUAUCACGAGAAAGCACUUGCCAUCGCGAUAGAAAUUGGCGACAGACGAGGAGAAGGAAGAAGAUACGGGAACCUCGGAAAUGUGUUUCAUUCCCUUGGCGAAUAUCAGAAUGCUAAAGAAUAUUACGAGAAAGCACUUGCCAUCGCGAUAGAAAUUGGCGACAGAGAAGUAGAAGGAACAGCUUACGGGAACCUCGGAAAUGUGUUUCAUUCCCUUGGCGAAUAUCAGAAUGCUAAAGAAUAUCACGAGAAAGCACUUGCCAUCGCGAUAGAAAUUGGCGACAGACGAGGAGAAGGAAGAAGAUACGGGAACCUCGGAAAUGUGUUUCAUUCCCUUGGCGAAUAUCAGAAUGCUAAAGAAUAUCACGAGAAAGCACUUGCCAUCGCGAUAGAAAUUGGCGACAGACGAGGAGAAGGAAGAAGAUACGGGAACCUCGGAAAUGUGUUUCAUUCCCUUAGCGAAUAUCAGAAUGCUAAAGAAUAUUACGAGAAAGCACUUGCCAUCGCGAUAGAAAUUGGCGACAGAGAAGUAGAAGGAACAGCAUACGGGAACCUCGGAAAUGUGUUUCAUUCCCUUGGCGAAUAUCAGAAUGCUAAAGAAUAUUACGAGAAAGCACUUGCCAUCGCGAUAGAAAUUGGCGACAGAAGAAAAGAAGGCGCAGCAUACUUAAAUCUUGGAGCGGUGUACAGCAAUCUUAAUAAAAAUCGGAAAGCUGAAGAACAUUUUGACAAAGCAGUCGGCGUCAGUAUUGCAAUUGGUAACAGAGAAAUUGAAGCCACCGCUUUUGCAGGUUUGUCACGUGUCUCGGAUUCUGUAAAUGACAGUCAGAAGGCAAAAGAACAUUGUGAGAAGGCGCUUACAAUCAGCAGAGAAUGUGGCAAUAGAAUGUGCGAAGCACAACUAUACCUACUCGUUGGACGUCUAUCUCAAUCGUUUGGUGAAUAUGAUAAGGCAGCAUAUUAUUUACAGAAAGCUUGCUCCAUAAGCAGCCAAAUUGGAGACAAAAUGAUUGAAUUUCAAAGUCUUCUCUCUAUUACAAUGUUAAAGAUAUCGCAGUCAGAGGUUGUGGAGGCAAUGGAAUAUCUUCUCCAAGGUAUUGAAAAAUAUGAACAAAUCAGAACUCUUCAGAAAGGAAACAGUGGAUUUGAAAUUUCUCUGCUGGAGCAACGUGGUACUCUUCCCUACAAGUUACUCACUCAACUCCUUUGCGAUAAGGGAAAAUCUCGAGAUGCUCUCUAUGUUGAGGAGCUGGGACGAGCAAGAGUCCUCGCAGAACUCAUGGCAGACAAGUACUCCGCUGAAAGCUACAUCUCAGCUAAUCCACGAUCAUGGUUCGGGAUUGAAAACAUCGCGAGAAGAGAAAGUAACUGUGUGUUUUUGUACAUUUCGUAUGAAGAUCGGCAAGUUCUUCUCUGGGUAUUGAAAACAAAUGGAGACAUUUUCUUUCGAAAAACAGACGAAGUGAAAAUAGACACUCUUAUUGCUGAGCAAGUUUGCGAAGUGGAAGGAGUUUUCAAAAAGGGUGCCAAAUGCUUUGGUGUUUUACCUGCAGCGAACUGCGAAGACCGAUCGCUGGAUGACAACGCGACGACAUCUCUUCAUGAAGAGAGCCAAGCAAAUUUGCGUGGUGACGGAACCAAAGAUAACGGAAGAACUCAUCAUUUGUGCUACAAAUGGAUCGUCACACCUGUGAAAGAUUUGCUUACAGAGCCCGAAAUCAUCAUUGUACCGGAUCGUUUUUCGUACCGAGUCCCAUUUGCUGCCUUGCGUGAUGAACAAACCGGAAAGUAUUUAUCGGAGAAGUACAGAAUACGCAUCAUCCCUUCACUGACAACUCUCCGGCUCAUUCAAGAAUGUCCAGCAGACUACCACAGUCAAACUGGCGGACUGGUUGUGGGUGAUCCUACGGUUGGCAAAGUACAAUACAAUGGACGUGUCAUUGACAUUACACCAUUGUUCUGUGCAAGUAAGGAAGCGGAGAUGGUUGGUCAACUACUGGGUGUUCAGCCUUUAUUAGGAAGUCGCGCAACAAAGCAGGCGGUUCUUCAAGCGAUACCUUCAGUGAGUCUGAUACAUCUUGCCGCCCAUGGAAAUGCCGAAAGAGGAGAGAUUGCCCUCUCUCCUCAAUGUACUACUAACAGUACUCCACAAGAGGAAGACUACCUCCUGACAGUGUCCGACAUUGAAGGAGUUCAAGUGCGAGCUAAACUGGUAGUACUCAGCUGUUGUCACAGUGGGCGUGGAUUGAUUAAAAAAGAAGGAGUUAUUGGAAUCGCUCGAGCAUUCUUAGCAUCUGGUGCACGUUCAGUGUUGGUAGCAUCGUGGGCUAUAGAAGACAAAGCAACGGCAAAGCUCAUGGAACAUUUUUAUAAACACCUCGUACGUGGAGAAAGUGCCAGUGAAUCUCUUCACCAGGCCGUUCAAUGGUUGAGAAGCAAUGGAUUCUCCAAACCUUCCCAAUGGGCUCCGUUUGUGUUGAUGGGGGAUAACGUGACAUUUGAUUUUAUGAAAAAAGGGUAAGUCUGAUUAGAAUGGGCAAUUUUCUACGAUAAACCAAUUAGCACAUUUAACUUGUUCAGUUCACUCAGUUGUCCUAAUUUUGUUGUUUGUUUUUGUCUUUGUCUUUCAUCCAUAAAAUGCCAAUAAAAGAAAUUGUUUUAACUAGUGCUCGGAGCCAGAAUAUUUCCAGGGAAGGCUUUCUAAAAUUGGCUUUGAAUUAGCGUUUCUUUUGUAUGCAAUAUACUCAGAAAUAAUUAUUCAAGGUUGAUACCAUACCACACGUUAUGACUAUGAAGGUAACUUGAGAAGCUGAAAAAGUUCACUUUAUCUGUAAAAAAUCAACAAAAAUAACAAUAAAUUGACGAUCUUAAAGUCACUUUCGUAUCAAGCAUGGUAUGUUCGACAAGUUUGGAUAAUCAUACCCAAUGGCAUUGAAGAAGAAAGUAAUUUCUUCAAUUGUAAAAUCUGUUACGUUUACUUUAAAGAUGAAAUAGUGACAAAUUUAUAAUAUUUUUUUCAGGAAAGAAGAAUUCGAGGAGGACAACAACGAGGCGGAGAAGAAACAGAGUGACUACUGA
Pocillopora meandrina is the source of this 5131-nucleotide messenger RNA. The record is from the annotation of a GenBank genome assembly. NCBI's taxonomy places the organism in Eukaryota, Metazoa, Cnidaria, Anthozoa, Scleractinia, Pocilloporidae.